AUGGGUUCGCCGAUUUCGGGAUUCAUCGCCGAGGCGGUCCUGCAACGGUUAGAGUCGCUGGUCUUCCAACACCACAAACCGACGUUCUGGGCCCGGUAUGUGGAUGAUACCUUCGUCGUUAUCGAUCGGGAUCAACUGCUGACAUUCAAGGAACGUCUGAAUGCGGUCUUCCCGGACAUACAAUUUACGAUGGAGGAGGAAGAGAACAACCAGCUGGCCUUCCUGGAUGUCCUCGUAUGCCGCAAGGAUUGUGGUGGACUAAAAACCAAAGUGUUCAGGAAAGCGACAAAUACGAUGCAAGUACUGAACUUCAACAGUAACCACCCAAUCAGCCACAAACGCAGUUGUGUAAGGACGCUCUUUCGGCGUGUUGAAACGCACUGCAGUGAGCCGGAAGACAAAAUUGCUGAACUACAAUACCUCCGACGGGUAUUCAAAGCCAAUGGCUACCCGAGCAACUUUGUCAACCGGUGCAUACGCAAAAUGGACGAAAGGCCUAACCGCAGGGACACCAAAGUUUGGCGAACGCUUCCAUAUGUCAAGAACGUUUCGGAAGCUGUUGGCCGCCUUCUCGCACCGCUGGGGGUUGGAGUUGCACACAGGCCAGAGGCAACCAUCAGGCGUCAACUGAUGAAACCAAAAGACCCACUGCCACGGCAAGAAACGUCUGGAGUCGUUUAUCGGAUCUGGUGCAGUUGCGGACAAAGCAACUACGUCGGAGAAACCGGAAGACAGCUCCGAACGAGAAUGGCCGAACACGCUGCAGCAGUGCUGAGAAAUGACGCCAGCUCUCAAUUUGCGGCUCAUUCGACGGGUUCCGGCCACACAUUCAAAUUUGACGAGGCCGAAAUUCUCGCAAGAGGUGACAACCGCGUGAGCCGGGAGCUGCUUGAGUCAUGGUUCACUGGCCCCCAGUCUAUUAACAAGUGCAAUGAUCUUCCCAUUCAAUACAGCGUGCUGAGACUUCGUCUAGGCGGAGAAAUUGGCCACGCGGGGAGCGCCCUGAUGAACACUCUUCCCAACACCCGGGUCAGCGUGUCAGAUGGUCGAGCAAUCAUCAUACCAACAUCCAACGCAUGUGAUGAAAUUGCAGCAAUUAAUGACGCGAAUAUCGACCAUCACGCCACGUGCAACGAUCCCUGA
Spirometra erinaceieuropaei is the source of this 1143-nucleotide messenger RNA. Lineage: Eukaryota; Metazoa; Platyhelminthes; Cestoda; Diphyllobothriidea; Diphyllobothriidae. The record is from the annotation of a GenBank genome assembly.